Oryzias melastigma (Indian medaka) is the source of this 1110-nucleotide messenger RNA. It is a transcript of the gene saysd1, whose product is annotated as SAYSVFN motif domain containing 1. The record is from RefSeq and is a predicted model, not a curated record. The transcript has 2 exons. NCBI's taxonomy places the organism in Eukaryota, Metazoa, Chordata, Actinopteri, Beloniformes, Adrianichthyidae. Bases 200 to 694 code for a protein of 164 amino acids.
GCUGAUCGGCGGACCGUAAAUGUAAACAAACGCGUCGCCAGUUUGUUUUUGGAGCUUUCGACUUUUGGAAUAUGUGUUUUAAAACGCAUAUUAAGUUGGUGUUAGUGUGACGUAUUUUUUCACAGUCUGUGAUUUUUUUUUCAUGACUUUUAUGACGUUUUGAGGGGAAUUUUGUUGCUGUUUACCCCGUUUAGCAUCGAUGGAGAAGAAGCUAGCAGAGUUCAGAGCCAGACGGCGAGCAGAACAGAGUAAAAUGAGUGAAGCUGAAGUCCAGAGCAGACAACAGACUGCUGAUGUUCACGAUGAACCACCACAGAAGACAGACGACAACCCCACCGCCCCUCACAGCCAACAAGACACAGUAGUGGAGCACCACACAGACUGGCUGCUUGAAAGCCGUCUGGGAAGAUGGUUGGCCUCCAGACACCUUGUGCUGUCAAACGUUACGUUGCUCAAAGUGCUGCUGUGGCUGGUCCUGUUGGGUCUUUUCGCUGAACUGGAGUUUGGUCUGCCCUUCUUUGUCAUCUCGCUGUUCUACUGGAUCUAUGAAGGACUUCGCAGCCCAGCUCAGCGGCAGCCUGGAGAACUCAGCGCUUAUUCUGUGUUUAACCCAGACUGUCAGCCUCUCCUGGGCUCCCUCACUGCAGAACAGCUGGAAGGGGAGAUGGGUUAUCGACCUCUGGCUAACAGAUAGUAUCUAUCAAUUUAACAUUGAUGUCUAAAGCUCAAAUACUUCAGUUUUGUCACAUAUUUCUAAAGGUGGUGGAAAAGAUUCACGUUGUAUGUCUAAAAGAAACAAAUGACUAUCAAAUGAGAUUCAGAUUUUCUGUUCUGAUUAUUGAAGUCAUACUGGUUUUGAAGAUAAACUUGCUCCAAUCAUCUGAAAGCAGAACAGAUUGUUAACAUUUCUGAUAAUCAAAAAUGCAAUGGUGACUGGUUUUACAAACACUAUUUUUUCUUGUCAAUGCUGUAAAUUGGAGUAAGAAACAUGCAAUUUUUAAUUGUAUGCUCCUUCUUAUUGGUUUAUUUAUUAAUCACUUACAGCUACCAAUAUGCUUUAUGUCAAUAAAAACCUCAUUCAGAUUAAAAUCAUAUAUUUGUGGGACAUGA